This is a messenger RNA of Orbicella faveolata, 1675 nucleotides long. RefSeq names its product gamma-aminobutyric acid receptor subunit beta-3-like. NCBI's taxonomy places the organism in Eukaryota, Metazoa, Cnidaria, Anthozoa, Scleractinia, Merulinidae. Gene Ontology annotation, cellular component: membrane. Gene Ontology annotation, biological process: monoatomic ion transmembrane transport. The record is from RefSeq and is a predicted model, not a curated record. Gene Ontology annotation, molecular function: transmembrane signaling receptor activity; extracellular ligand-gated monoatomic ion channel activity.
AUAAUAAUCAUAUAAUCAUACUAAACUGAAAUAUUUUCGACCAGAAACCAAUUUAAUUUUUUAUACCAAUGUAUUUAUUGCAGUGAACAUAACCUAGACAUGUAGAUUUUUAAAAUGUUAAAUUGCAUGCGACAAAACAUCGUUAAAUAUUUAUCUGGUGCCAAUUAAGUGUCAGAAAUUUCUAAUCAACAUCAUGUUGGCCAUGUGGAACUGCCUAGGUUCAUUUAACUCUUUUUAAUCAAGACUGUGUCAGUGAUACGUUGCAGCAGUCAUGUCCUUCUUCGUAAUUUUGUUUUGUGCAACGAUAUUUCUGCAUCGAGCUAAAGCUUCCUGUCACAACAUCGUUAACAGUUCCAAGGCGACGAGCUGGCUUGUCGGAAACGAGACUAUACCUCCGAUUACUGAACCUGAAAAUGCCUCGGACAUUUUAGAGGGACUUUUUCAAAACUACGAUAAACGAUUGAGACCAGGGCAUGCAGGAAAAGCACUUAGAAUUACAGUGUCGCUUGGGUUUUUGUCCAUUGGAAACAUUUGUGCUGAAAACAUGGAAUUUAACGUUGAUAUAUACAUGAGGCAGAUUUGGAACGAGUCCAGGCUGACCUUUGGCAGUAGAGACCACGCCCUUAUUCUACAGCAUGAAACUCUCGAUAAGAUAUGGUUGCCAGACACUUACUUUGAAAACGCAGUGAAAACCCAUGUACAACAAGAAACACGCACUGUGGUCCUGUAUGGAGACGGCUUGAUAGUUUUCUCUCAGAGGGUUACGAUAACAGCUACAACUUUGAUGAAUUUCCGCGCUUAUCCAAUGGACAAACAAGUUUUCAGAUUAGACAUCUUGAGCUAUGGAAGGGAUACCAAGCAACUGAACUACAGAGGAGCAAACAUUCAGCUUUUGAACAAAGAGAUGUCUGAAUUCGUAGUAACCAAUCAAAGCAUAGAGUACACUGUCAAAGAACUUUUUAUGGGUUGCUUUGACGUGCUGACCGUCAAGUUCGCGGCAAACAGAAGAGUUGGCUAUUACGUCAUACGGAUUUACUUCCCUUGUACCCUGUGCACGGUGGUGUCAUGGAUGGUCUUUUGGAUGGACUGCAGAAACGUCGGGGACCGGGGCACAGUGGGUAUCACCUCCCUCCUUACUCAGCUGUUCCUGGUCGGAAACAUCAACGAGGCCAUGCCACAUGUCAGCUACGUGAAAGCCGCUGACCUGUUCUUGAUUGUGUCGUUUGCGUUUACUUUUUUCGCGCUUUUGGAAAGUGUCAUCGUUUACAAGGCAGCUGCCUCUGGAAGACAAACCUCUAGGAAAGUUACUUCAAAGAAAGAAAAGGGAAACAAAUCCAGGGGGGAAAGCUACGAGAUGACUCAAGAACCAAACGCGUGUGCGGAUGGGGUCAGGGCAAACGAAGUUCAGGAUGAAAUUUCAACGCUGCAAAGGCUUCCUCGAGUAAAGGUUGUCGCAAGUUUGACUGAAAACAAGACAAGAAUGGACACUGUUUGGAUAGAUAGAAUAGCUAGAGUGCUAUUCCCUUUAGGAUACACGAUAUUUACUGUUAGUUAUUUCGUGAGCUAUAUGACCUAAUAAUGCUUCACCACUUAGGCUCGAUUAUGUAUGUAUAAAUGUAUAAAUGGAUACCGGCGAGCUUAAUGCUGGGGGGGGGGGGUAACCCUGCGAUGGACU